This is a messenger RNA of Drosophila pseudoobscura, 1766 nucleotides long. Its product is annotated as vanin-like protein 3. The coding region runs from base 36 to 1610 and encodes 524 amino acids. NCBI's taxonomy places the organism in Eukaryota, Metazoa, Arthropoda, Insecta, Diptera, Drosophilidae. The record is from RefSeq and is a predicted model, not a curated record. The transcript is spliced from 2 exons.
UCAGUCUGGCUCUAACGUCGAUCGAGAGACGAUCAAUGUGUCCAAAUCGCUGGCUGGUUGUUUGUGUGGCGGUGGUGCACCUUGCCGGUCGGGCGGUGCGAGGUGAUGGCGAUUUUUACACAGCUGGAGUGGCGGAGUUUCGACCGGCGGUGGUUGGUGGAAGUUCCGAGCAGCUGCUCGAGGAGAAUCUCUCCGCGUAUCUGGAGCUGAUUGCCGCUGCUAAUGGGACCAGCGACAUACUGGUCUUUCCCGAGGCCACCCUCAACAGUGUGCUCAAGCUGACGGCGGUGCCAGAGCAAACGGAGAAUAGUCUGUGCGAGAAACAGGACGGGGAUGAUCCCCAGGUGGCGGAGUUCCUGCGCCGACUGGCCUGUGCGGCACGCAGUGCACGCACCUAUUUGGUGGUCAAUGUCAAGGAACGGUCAGAGGAGGAUCCCGUCCCGAGUAGGGGCUACAACAUCUACAACACCAAUGUGGUGUUCGACCGGAACGGGGCGGUGGUGUCGCGGUAUCGCAAGUGGAACCUCUACCUGGAGCCGCUUACCAAUCGCACCAAGUCCGCAGAGUUGGCCAUCUUCCGGACGGACUUUGGCGUGACCUUCGGGCACUUUAUCUGCUUCGACAUGCUGUUCUAUAGCCCGGCCCAGGAGCUGGUCGAGCGCUUGAGCAUACGCCAUCUGAUUGUCACCAAAAUGUUCAACUCGGAGCUGCCCUUCCUUACGGCCACCCAACUCCAGCAGGGCUGGGCUUGGGCCAACAAUGUGACUCUGCUGGCGGCCGGUGCCAGCAUUCCACUGUCAGGGAUCAGUGGCAGUGGCAUUUAUGCCGGCCAACACGGGGCCCUCACCAGGAUCAUGGUGGUGAAUCAGACGGAGGGUCAGCGACAACUGCUUCUGGCCCAAGUGCCAACCGGUAGAUCGCCAUGGAUGCCCACAAAUACGACCAUUCGGAAUGAAGGAGAUGGUGCGGCAGUGGUGAAGCUGAAGCUACUCCAGCAGCCGGACAUUGGCAACUUCUCCACUUGGGCCCUGCCGUUGGUCAAUGGGAGUUCGGCGAGCAAGCGGCUCUGCCAGGCGGAUCUCUGCUGCGAUUUCCAGCUCAGCUGGAGCCUGCUCGGAGCUCAGUCCGAGUACCACUAUCGUCUGGGCGUGUCCGUGGCAGAGCGUCGCUACGAGGAGGAGCAGUACAGCUCUAUUCGAGUGUGCGGCCUCUUCGCCUGCCGCGAUGGCAGCCCCGAGAGCUGCGGCCUGCUCAGCAAUCAGACGGUGGGCGGCGGCGGGGGCGUGGAGUUCACUUCGCUGUGGAUCAGCGGGGAGUUUGUCAAGCGGCAGCGCCGCCUGCUGAUGCCGAACACUCUUGCCUCCUCACUGUACGCGCUGCAGCCCUCGGAGGUGGCCUGGACCUUGCAGGAGGUCCCUGGCAAUGACACACACACCCACACGGAGAUGGAGCUGCGCCAGCCGCAUCGCCACCUGCUGACUUUUGCCCUUUACGGGAACUAUUUUGAUGAGUUCGCCUCCAAUGGAGGGGCGCGCACUGAAGCAGCUGUUUGGCGUGGAAUUCUCAUGAUGUGGCUCCUGACGUUGGUGAUUCAUAUUCUGUGGAAAUAAUGCCUAUCUUUUGUGCCUCUCUCUACUCGUAUUUCACCCUUUUUCAGGCAAAGAACAAUUUCACAAGCGAAAAUUAUUGGUUUAGGAUUUACAUUAUUCCCUAAAGAACUCACAAAAUGCAACAAAUUUAGUUAAUUAAAGUCAUACCACACGCUA